GACGAUGGUGUGAGACGGAAUUAAUGGACAGCGGCAAUUUUGAGCUCUCGAGAUAUCGUGAAAAAACAGUCUCUUCCGCGACUGUUGUCGUCCAAUUGCCGGUGCAAUCACGAGUGUGGGCGUGAGUGAACGUGAAAAGAGUGACUGGGUGCGCGGUGUGGCGUGACUUGAUGGGGAAAAGGCACCACAUCUGAUCACUGGGGCUUCCUUUUCCUCGCAUCCCAGCGAGCUGUGCACGCACACAGAGAGAGAACUGAGGGGUUCAAUGUCAUGUUCAUGAACGGCGAUUGUGUGUUAGUAUGGCAGUAGUGUGUGAGCGAAUGUGGCGCUCUCCGCCGUCAUGAAUUCCAAUCUAGAAUAAUGUCGAACACGGGAGUGUAAGUGCUGGCCUACAGACCUAAUUUUCACUGGGUUUUCAUUUUCACUGGCUCUCCGGGAGCGCUCCUUCGGCAUCCUGGCCAUGGUGCUCGUGUGUGACACGACAGUGCACGCGUGAGGGGUGGAUUUGGUUACAGAAAGCGAGACUGGCAUCUGCCCUGCAUCCUGUCGCCCCCAAAGUGUUGUGUCCUAGGAACUUGCCAAGUGUUUGACUCUGGAGGCCACGGCGAGGGGAAAGAUGCCCGACGAGGAGACUCCAACGGGAAGUACGGCCACGACGCGCAUUGCCACGAGUAGCAACUCCAGCGCUUCCGGGAGUGACUGCCUCCUCGAUGGUGGGGGUGUUUGUGAGAAAAGUGGAGUGAUUGUGGAGCUGCCGCUCAAUCAUGACCUCGAAGCGCCCGUGGACGAGUCCGGAUGCACCCUGAUGCCUGACCAGUCCUCCCAGCCGUCCCUGGACUCCCUGGACGUGGACAAGGCGGACGUGAUAGCCUUCGAGGAGGCUUCUGAAGCCGGCUAUUCUGACGGUGGUGCGGCCGGUGGAGCUGCUACCGGCACCACAACGAGUGGCGGAGCCCUGGGUGGGGCCUCGCAGCAAAGCUACAUCUCCCUGCUGCCGGGUGGCGGAAUGGUGCCGUGCGACCAGACGGAUCUCAAGGACCUGAUCGAGGAGCUGUGUCCAGUGUGCGGGGACAAAGUGUCCGGCUAUCACUAUGGUUUGCUCACGUGUGAAUCGUGCAAGGGCUUCUUCAAGAGGACUGUGCAGAACAAGAAAGUUUACACCUGUGUCGCUGAGCGACAGUGUCACAUCGACAAGACACAGAGGAAACGCUGUCCCUUCUGUCGCUUCCAGAAGUGUCUCGAGGUCGGGAUGAAGCUAGAGGCUGUUCGUGCUGAUCGGAUGCGAGGUGGUCGAAAUAAGUUCGGGCCAAUGUACAAGAGGGACCGUGCAAGGAAGUUACAGAUACUGCGACAGCGUCAACUCGCCCUGCAAGCUCUGCGCGGCCAAAUGGGCGCCUCAGAUGGCUCGCAAUCUCAAUUGUCUCCCACUGGCUACCAGCAGCCCUACACCAAUAUGCACAUAAAGCAGGAGAUCCAAAUUCCACAGGUAUCAUCGCUGACGUCCUCUCCGGACUCCUCGCCCAGUCCUAUCGCCAUAGCGCUAGGACAAGUGAACACCGGAGGAACCACCGUGAUGUCGAUUGGCGGGAACGUCGGGAGUGCAGGCGGCGGCGCAGGCGGGGGAGGUGGUGGCGGGGGUGGUGGAGGAAGCAAUGGACCCACAAACCCAUCGACAACAGCAAUAGCCACCAUACAGAACACAAUGACGGAUUCGAAGCUGUGGUAUGCCAACUCAACGACAGCCUCCCCGCAUUCACUGAGUCCCAAAGCCUUCAGUUUCGAUGCGAGCACCAAUCCCACAAGUACAGCCGAUUCCGGGAGCUUCGUGGAGACGCUCAGGGUAUCACCGAUGAUCCGUGAAUUUGUCCAGUCUGUCGAUGAUCGUGAGUGGCAGACGCAGCUAUUCUCCCUCCUGCAGAGUCAGUCGUACAAUCAGUGUGAAGUGGACCUGUUUGAGUUGAUGUGCAAAGUGCUAGACCAGAAUUUAUUUUCUCAGGUGGAUUGGGCAAGGAACACCAUUUUCUUCAAAGAUCUCAAGGUGGAUGAUCAGAUGAAGCUGCUGCAGCACUCGUGGUCAGACAUGCUCGUGCUGGAUCACUUACACCAGAGAAUACACAAUGGCCUGCCGGACGAGACGACGCUCCACAAUGGGCAGAAAUUUGAUCUGCUUGGCCUGGGGCUGCUAGGAGUUCCACAGUUGGCGGAUCACUUCAAUGAGUUGCAGAAUAAGCUACAAGAGCUCAAGUUUGACGUUGGCGACUACAUUUGCAUGAAGUUCCUGCUCCUUCUCAAUCCAGAAGUGCGUGGCAUCACUAACAGGAAGACCAUCCUUGAGGGUUAUGAGAAUGUGCAGGCGGCCCUGCUGGACUACACGCUCACCUGUUAUCCAUCGGUGACGGAGAAAUUUAGCAAGUUGCUCAGUAUUAUUCCGGAGAUCCACGCAAUGGCGGCGAGAGGCGAAGAGCACCUCUAUAUAAACAUUGCGCCGGCGGAGCGCCCACCCAGACACUUCUCAUGGAGAUGCUGCACGCCAAGAGGAAGUAGAGAGACAACGGAGAGAAUCUGUGCUGAGAGGGCGCGCUUUGAGCGAGAGAGAGAGAGAGAGGGAGAGAAAGCCACACAUCUUGUGCAAAAGUAUUAAGUUUAUUGACAGUUUAGCGUGGUUGAUGGAAUUACUUUUCCCACAAUCGAAAUCACUUUCCAUCACACAUACACACAUUGUUUUCUAGAAACACUCAUUUUAUUAUUACUUUUAAUCCUUCCUGUUAUAUUGAAAUUUUUACUUUAAGCCACCCGGUGGCUGGGCAGCUGAAUUAUUAUUGUUUUCUUAUAAUUGUCAAUACUGUGUGCUUGAUUCAUUUCAAAGGAGAGAAUUCUUUGGUUAAAUUUUUCAUCUUUCACUUUUACCCAGUGCACUGGGAAGCGUUGGUCUCCCAGUGCUCUUGUUGUCUUCAAUCAUCUGCAAAAAGAGAUCCACUCAAGGUAAAACUCAUACGUUACCAUUUCAUCUCAGAGAGUAACUUUUACUAAUAAUUUUAAUUUUAUUUUUUUUGUAAUAAAAUUAUUUGUAUGUUAACUUGAAAUUGCAAAAACACGUGUCAAGAUGGAAGGCAAAUUUUUUUUUGUGUAUGAAUUAAUGUUUUGUUAUACAAGUAUUGGAGAAUCAGUGCAAUAUUUCCCUGAUUUUAUCUUUUAAAUUCCUGGCUAAAUUGACGAUUUCUACAAAACAUGAAUAGGAGUAUAUGAAAGUCUCACUGGAAAUUACCAUAGAAGUCAAAUGGAGAGCUUUCACAAGCGCAUUUCCUGCUCAAGUAUAUCUCAAAUGCUUUCCGACGAGAGGAAGAGAGAGAGGGAGAAAGGAAGAAAAAGCGCUGAGGAUGGACAAAAAGAUGUCUUUAAGAAGCUUUCUGCACACUUUAAUCACCAUCACACUCAGUUGUUACCGUUUAAGAUAUUUAGAGGUGGAGCAAAUAGAUUCACAAACUCAGAAGAAUCCCUUAUGUUGAAGUUGCUACUAAUUGGGAAAUCAUCACUGCUCUCGGAUCUCAGUGUAAAUAAACUCAGAGCUACAACAUAGGCAAAGAGGAAACACAUAUUUUUGGGUAAAUUUACUUGAGGAGCUGAGUGGGAAGAGCGGGAGGAAAACUGCAACAACUUGCCUUAUUGCAAAAGAAAAAAAAUACAACUUUAAGAGAAUAAACACUCCAAAUGGUCAAAAAGUACAAAAUGUUACUAGAGAGAGAUUUAUAGUAAUUAUUUUUGUAAAUAGAAUGGCAAUAGGACGUAGUUAAACGGUGUACAGAAAUUAGAGAGACGAUGGGAUAGUCAUUGGGUGAGCAAGAGAGGUGCAGUGAUGAUGUUUUCAAUUAGGAGUGGCCACUGAGGCAUCACCUGUUUUGUGUGUGAACAAAAAAUUGUAGCAAAGAAAAUCAACUAGAUAUGAUAUUAAAAAAAAAAAACAA
This is a messenger RNA of Phlebotomus argentipes, 3962 nucleotides long. RefSeq names its product nuclear hormone receptor FTZ-F1 (gene ftz-f1). Lineage: Eukaryota; Metazoa; Arthropoda; Insecta; Diptera; Psychodidae. Gene Ontology annotation, molecular function: zinc ion binding; RNA polymerase II cis-regulatory region sequence-specific DNA binding; nuclear receptor activity. Gene Ontology annotation, biological process: hormone-mediated signaling pathway; tissue development; regulation of transcription by RNA polymerase II. The record is from RefSeq and is a predicted model, not a curated record. Gene Ontology annotation, cellular component: RNA polymerase II transcription regulator complex.